AUGAGUCCGACUACCAUUGACCCAACAUUGAUGGAGCUAUCAUCAUCAACGGUUUUUGAAUCCUUCACGCCAUCUUCUCAUUUGAGUCCGAUUCAGACCAGAAGUAAACCACAACGUAAACGUCGUACAAAGGCCCAGAUGAUUGCUGCUCGCAUGGCCAAAAAAUCACAACACAAAGCCACAACUCGUAAAUCUAACAAAUUAACCCAAACCCCUGGAGAGUCCACCACGAAGUUUUCAAUGCAGGAUUAUGAUAAAAUUUGCUCAUACUUGGAGGAUCCUGGCCAUUACAAUCAACUUUUUGGCAAUGGACCUCAAACAUCGGUUGGACCGGCUAAACUCACCAAUACAUCAGUAUUUGCAAUCUACAUGAACAAUUCCAACCCCCAACUCUCCCUGACUGGACGACAACUGCAACAUUGA
Messenger RNA from Puccinia graminis f. sp. tritici CRL 75-36-700-3, 423 nucleotides. RefSeq lists its product as uncharacterized. The record is from RefSeq and is a predicted model, not a curated record. The coding region runs from base 1 to 423 and encodes 140 amino acids. Lineage: Eukaryota; Fungi; Basidiomycota; Pucciniomycetes; Pucciniales; Pucciniaceae. The transcript has 2 exons.